Orycteropus afer afer is the source of this 1185-nucleotide messenger RNA. RefSeq names its product ciliogenesis associated TTC17 interacting protein (gene CATIP). Bases 1 to 1185 code for a protein of 394 amino acids. Gene Ontology annotation, biological process: actin filament polymerization; cilium organization. The record is from RefSeq and is a predicted model, not a curated record. The transcript has 10 exons. Lineage: Eukaryota; Metazoa; Chordata; Mammalia; Tubulidentata; Orycteropodidae.
AUGUCCUCCAAACUUCAUUGCACAGGCCUCAGCGCUGAGGACCACCAGCCCUCACCCCAAAAGGAGAGUGUGCCACCCCUAAAGGCCAAUGCUGAAGCCAUUGACUUCCUCAAAUCUCUCCAACCUAAGGAGCUGCAGCAACUGUUCUUCUCCGAGACUCUGGCCAUGGUCUCAGACACAGGGGAGCCCCUGGGAGAGCUGACCAUUGACGUGCAGAAAGGGGAAUACAGAGAUGAACUUGGGGUCAUCUCAUACUGCCUCCUCGUGCAUGCCUUCAGCCGUGGCCUCUUGGACAAGCUGCUCUGUGGAAACUCCAUCCUAGGCUAUCUCUCAGGGAAAAUGGAAAUCAUGGAACAACAUGGUCAUGAGUUCAUCAAGUUCCCUGUUCUCCCGAUGGACCGGAAGACCAGUUUAGUGAGACAGGAAGAUCAGCUGGCCGUGACCAGGACUGUCAAGGAGGGUGAGGAAGUGAAGACUGAAGUGACUUUUUUCCCCUGGAACUCAAUUGCUGGCUUCAUCUCUGAGGCUGCCAACCUGGUGAUGCUGAGAGUGAUGGCCUGGCGGCGGAAGGUGCCCAGUAAUGCCCGCUUCCUGGCCCUGGACACGGAAGGGAGACUCUGCUAUUCUACCUAUCAAGCCCUGGGCUUCCAGAUGUUCCAAGCGGGCCAUCAGCAGGUGGAAGUGUUCAUUGUGGAGCAAACGGUACACUCGGAAGAGGGCAUUCCCAUGUCCUGCCAGUUCUACCUGUUCUCUGAUGGGCACCUGGCCAAAAGAGUCCAGGUGGGCUCCCCUGGCUGCUGCAUCAUCACCAAGAUGCCCAUCUUGAGGGAGGAGGAUGAGAUUGAGCCCCCUCCUGAGUUUCAGAAGAAGCCCCUGGCCUGGGAGGAGGACAUGGAGUUGUACUCCAAGUUCCUGGACCGAAAGGAGGAGCUCCGACUCAGCCACAGCACCUACAUGCGACAGCAUCCCGAGGCCCACGCGCUCAUCUCGGACUUCCUGCUCUUCCUGCUGUUGCGCCAGCCUGCGGACGUGGUGACCUUCGCCGCCGAGCACUUCGGUCCCUUCGCGCACAGCCGCCCGCCGACCCCGGCCCUCCGCUCCUCCAACCGGCCCAGCCCUUUCCGUUCGCCGGCCCCGAAGCAGCCCUCCAGCAGUGGCUCCCAGCCCUCCUCGGGAAAGGACUAG